Messenger RNA from Budorcas taxicolor (takin), 669 nucleotides. RefSeq names its product eppin-like. Lineage: Eukaryota; Metazoa; Chordata; Mammalia; Artiodactyla; Bovidae. The transcript is spliced from 6 exons. Gene Ontology annotation, biological process: negative regulation of peptidase activity. Gene Ontology annotation, cellular component: extracellular region. The coding region runs from base 1 to 669 and encodes 222 amino acids. Gene Ontology annotation, molecular function: serine-type endopeptidase inhibitor activity. The record is from RefSeq and is a predicted model, not a curated record.
AUGGAGUCUUCUGGACUUUUGAGCAUCUUGGUGCUAUCCCUCCUUCUAGUGAACGUCCAGGGACCUGCUCUGACUGAUUGGUUCUUUCCCCGUAAGUGCCCCAGAAUCCAGAGUAAUUGUGAAUUCAAAGAAAGGGACGAAUGUUCAAAGAACAAAAAGUGCCCGAAGCAUGAGAAGUGUUGCUUCUUCAGCUGCGGAAGAAAAUGCAUAAACCUCCAACAAGACAUAUGCAGUAUGCCCAAAGAAGCUGGCCCCUGCAUGGCUCUUUUCCAUCGUUGGUGGUAUGAUAAGACAAAUAAUACUUGCUCCAGCUUCAUCUAUGGUGGUUGUAGAGGAAACAAUAACAACUUCCAAUCCCAAGCCGUGUGCCAGAGUGCCUGUUCCACAAAGGGGCAGUGUCCCCGAAACAGGGUAAGAUGUGAAAUACAAGAAAGAGACCUAUGUACGAAAAGCAGAGAUUGCCCAAAGAAGAUGAAAUGUUGCCCAUUUAGCUGUGGAAAGAAAUGUUUAGAUGUCAACAAAGGUCUGGUGUUGACCGGUCCCUUCCAGAAGCCUGGCAGUCUUGGGGCUUAUGAUCCAGAGGUAAGAAUGCAGCUCACAGAAGGAGAACAUGUCAUUGGAUCUCCCAGUGACACCAACGGAGGGACAGAGAGUAUGAAAAUCCUGUAG